AUGGAACACUGGCCUUGGAGGUCAGUUUCGCUACAGCCCGUAAGUUCGAGGGAGUCCACGUGUUCGCUGUUUUUCUCAUCUGAUGCAGAACAUCCAUGUUACAGCCCUAUGACCAUCAACGGCACCCCGUCAUCUGGUUUUCAAACAGGAAUGCCUGACACUGAGACCCCAGGGCCUGAACUCCAUCUGCCUGCUGAGUUCUUCUCUCCACAUCAGUUACUUCAGACUCACUGGAACCUGUCUGAGUACAUAAAUCUUCUCCACCAACUGUGGCAUGUGGCCAACAACAGUAAUGCGUCUGUGACUCUGGAGGGCAAGCAAUGCCCAGUGCUGCAUGUGGGCCAGUACUCCACCCUCUCUCUUCCCUUAGGACAAGUGUUCGGAUACAGGUUUGAGGAUGAGUUCAGCUUGCUCUUGCACUUGCGUAGCGCCCAGCGUGAUGACCGCAGCGUGUUGACCUUCCUGAGCCUGGACAGUCACAUCCUACUGCAGAUACGCAUUAGCGCAUAUACCUUCACCUUCAUAGCCACACAGCAACGUCACUAUGAGUUUCCUGUGGGUGUACUUUCAGAUGGCCAGUGGCAUCGUGUGGCAGUGAGCGUGUCGUCAGGGAGGUUGGCACUCUAUGUGGACUGCGCCAUGGUAGAGAGUGUAGACUGGGCCUACCAAGAUAUGGGCAUCACCACAGAUGGUUUAGUAAUGGUGGGGGGAAUCAUUGAGGGCUUCGAAACACCGUUUGAGGGUGAUAUUAGGCAGCUGACAUUCCUGAUGGGUGACCCUGAUGCUGCCAGAGAUCAAUGCAUUGUUUACCCACCUCAGUGUGGGGGUGUGGCCCUUAAAACCUCCCGCUCUCCACGUAUUCAUGCUCCAGAGGACCUGUUGCUAUCUUCAAAUGACCUGGAGGACCUGUUCGGUACCUCAGAGGGCUCACACAUCGACAGAGCAUUGACUGCUCUCAGGGGAGUCGGUACCUCUCGUGGUGAUGGGACUCUUCCCACAGGUUCAGAGCGUCAAGGCUCUGUGGGCAGAGGGGAUGUGUUUGUAGUAGACGAGGACACCGACUUAGCCGACCACAAUAUCCUGUCUAAGAACGGUGGCCCACCUCACAAAAUACAGCCAACACAGACAAAAGGCAGCAAGCCUGAAUCUACGUCCAAGAUCCUGGAUGAGAACAUCACAACAGACAAGAUCAAGACUGACUCCAGGAGCAGGACCAAGGAACCCUUUCCAAAAAAACCUGUAGAUAAUACCAUCGUUGACACGGAUAUUCGGACACCCUCUGUUUCUCAGAAAAAGCCCACCGAGGGGCCUCCUGACGGAAAAAGCUCACCGCAAACCCCGCUGGGACCAGAAGAUCCAGAGUCAAACCUUCUUGCAGAAGAGAAAGAUUACCUUACAUCCACUCGUGCUCCUCCUCGCAGUAGCACUGUCCAUAUAUUUACACAAAGGAAGGGAACACCUCACAGUGGCACUAAUGUCCCAACAAGAACAGGUGCGGAGCACCCACGUACCGUGGUACUCACACCCAGAGACGGAGACAUUGUAACUGGGUCCGAUGGUAGAAUGUAUCGGCUUCGCAGAGGACCCCCAGGGCCAAUGGGACCCCCUGGAGAACCAGGUUGUCCUGGGAAUGAAGGCUAUCCUGGAUUUAAAGGUGACAAGGGCUCUUUAGGGCCAGAGGGGCGCCCAGGUUGGCAAGGAGAUUCAGGACCACCUGGACCACCUGGGUUGCCCAGCCUUUACCUGUGGAGGAACACAGAAGAGGAAUGGGCUGCCUUUAGGAAAUCCUCAUUCUUCCAACUGCUACUUUUGGGUUGGCCUAGGCAGCAGGGUCCUCCUGGACCAGAGGGGCCAAUGGGGAAACAAGGCCCACAGGGGCCACCAGGGGAACCAGGUGUGCGAGGCCUUCCAGGUCGCAUGGGAGACAUGGGUGACCCAGGCCCAAAGGGUGUGGCUGGCAGGGCAGGGAAAAAUGGCAAAGAUGCUGAGAAUGGGCUGGAUGGGCAGCAGGGACCCACAGGUGUACCUGGGCCACCGGGACCACUCGGUUAUAGAGGGGAACCAGGUUCACCAGGCGAGAAAGGAGAUGAGGGUCUGAUAGGAACAGAGGGGCCAGUUGGUGACAUCGGGGACCCUGGAGAGAAAGGAUUCAAAGGAGCACCUGGACAGCGUGGUCCAGCUGGACCUCCAGGACCACAAGGCAACAGAGGGAUAGAAGGCCUUGAAGGGCCUCUGGGUCCAGAUGGAGAAGAUGGGUUGGAUGGCCCAUCAGGUCCUCCAGGUGUACCAGGACCCCCAGGUCUAACAGGUAUGGUUGGAGCUCAGGGAGUGAAUGGUUCUCAGGGAGAGUUGGGGCCAGCUGGAGCUGUUGGCCCUCCAGGGCCACAGGGGCCUCAAGGAUUACAGGGGCAGAGGGGGCCUCCAGGGCCCAGGGGUCCACAGGGUGAGAUGGGCAAGGAGGGCCUGCCAGGUCCAAAAGGUGAUCCUGGGCCUGUGGGUCCAGGUGGCCUUAGAGGGGAGCCAGGAUUUGAGGGCCCUGCAGGUGCAUUAGGAACACAGGGUCCAAAGGGGUUUGCUGGUGCCACUGGGAAAAGAGGAGCAGAUGGAGAGAAGGGGGACACUGGACCGAAAGGAGACAAAGGUGCCCAGGGUGCAGCUGGGAUACAGGGUUCACAGGGGGAGCAGGGACCAAGUGGCCUUCCUGGUUUUCCUGGGGUCAAAGGUCAGCCUGGCACAAAGGGUAUUCAGGGAGAAGAUGGAGAAUCUGGACCACAGGGAAAACUGGGAAGAGAGGGACCAAAGGGGAGUAGGGGUCCAGAUGGUCGAAGUGGAAAACCUGGACCAAGAGGGCCAAAGGGUCGAACGGGACAACGUGGUCAUUCUGGCAUGCCUGGACCAGUGGGUUUGCCAGGCCUACCUGGGAUAGAGGGAGCUGAAGGAAAGCCUGGUACACAGGGCCCCCAAGGAGCGGUGGGUAAUGCAGGCCUGAAAGGCCCGACAGGAUUCCAGGGGAUUUCUGGAGAAGUUGGGCCAGAGGGACCCCCAGGGCCACCAGGUCCACCUGGACAGGAAGGCCCAAUGGGCAGCCCUGGUCCACCAGGGGAGAGGGGUUUUACAGGGAAACCAGGAACGGAGGGGCCUCAGGGCCCUGUAGGCAUGUAUGGUUUCCCUGGAAGUUUGGGAAUGCGUGGACGGCCUGGACACAUGGGAGAGCGGGGAGAAGCUGGCCUAAGAGGUUUACCAGGGCCUCCUGGGAAGCCAGGACCUCCAGGUCUGGUUGGAUCAGUUGGGGAACGAGGUCCUCCAGGACCCCAGGGUCGACAAGGAGACCAAGGACCCCAAGGCUUCCCAGGAGCUGUGGGACCUACCGGACUCCCAGGUUUAGAUGGAGUGAUGGGGAAACCUGGACCACGAGGCAGUAAAGGGCCUCCAGGGCCCCAAGGCCCAAGCAGGCCACCAGGAAUUCAAGGCCUACAAGGUGAGGAAGGACUGUUAGGACCACGAGGAGAGAAAGGAGAGAAGGGAGCACUGGGGCCCCCUGGUGACCCUGGUCCAUCUGGACUGGAAGGACAGCAGGGUGAUCCUGGUCCAUCGGGAGUGGAGGGACCUCCAGGAAAGAAAGGAGAUCAGGGGGACCAGGGUUCCUGUGGAAAUCUUGGUCUUCAGGGAUCUAAAGGAGAGAUUGGCCCACCAGGCAUCAAAGGCUUGCCGGGGCCUCCAGGGCCAGUGGGUAAAGAGGGUGAUUUUGGUCCUCCUGGUGAAGCUGGCGACCCAGGACCUAAAGGUGCAAAGGGAGACAAUGGGCCCAGAGGUUUCACAGGCCUAGAGGGUCCGUGGGGAAAAUUGGGAGAGAAAGGAGAGAGAGGACCUAAAGGGGACAAAGGUCACAUUGGGCUGAUGGGUGAGCCAGGCCUCAUGGGUGGGAUUGGACCUCCAGGUCUUAGAGGUCUAGAGGGUCCCAUCGGCCCUCCGGGGCCUCUCGGGCCUGUUGGACCUCAGGGAGAGAAGGGUGCGAUGGGCCCUCGUGGCCCACCUGGUCUUCCAGGAGAUCCAGGGCCACAGGGAGAACCUGGACCAAAAGGGGUCAAAGGAGACACAGGGCAACCUGGACCACAGGGUGGUAUAGGGCCUCUUGGGCCAUCAGGAGAUACAGGGCCUAAAGGUCUACAAGGGCCUGACGGGGACAAAGGUGACAUGGGGGAGAAAGGACAACUGGGAGAAGAGGGGCCAGAGGGUCUGCCAGGAAUACAGGGACCCCCAGGACUCCCUGGUUUGGAGGGGACACAAGGAGAGGGUGGAACACCAGGAACACCAGGACCACCAGGAACUCCGGGCCGCAUGGGUAACCCAGGACCUGAGGGGAAGCAAGGCUUGAAAGGAGAGAAGGGAGAUGAUGGCAUCAAUGGAUCACCAGGAAAGACUGGUCCUGUUGGAAGGACGGGCAAAAGAGGCAAGGCUGGUGUUAGGGGCACAAGAGGACCAAGAGGAGAAAAGGGUGAGAAAGGACAGAAGGGAGAGAGAGGGCCUCUAGGCCGGGAGGGACCUAUGGGAUUCCUAGGGCCACGAGGAGAGCCUGGAGAGAAGGGUCUAAAAGGGGAACAGGGGGAGAAAGGUGACAUGGGGCCGUCUGGCCUUUCAGGACGAGCUGGCCUGAAGGGCAGUAUAGGUCUUGUUGGGCCUCCAGGACCACCUGGACCAAAGGGAGAUCAGGGGAAUAUCGGUCCAAGUGGGCCAAGAGGGACACCUGGAUUGCCUGGGCUGCCUGGUUUGUUUGGAGAAAAGGGUCUGAAAGGGUUUGAGGGUCCUCGUGGGAAAGCUGGAAAGAGAGGCCUUCCAGGGCCACCAGGCGCUCCAGGACCUCCAGGCCUCUCCGUGAACCUUACUAUUACCCAGCUCAAAGACCUCAUGUAUGUCUCAGACAAACCCAACUACUCACUGAUCCAAACCCUGCUGGACUCUCUGCUUCAUGACCUGAGGCUGUUUCUCGACCCACCUGACGGCAGCAAAGAGCAUCCAGCCACUACCUGCCUGGAGCUGUUACUGUGCCGACCCAACUACACCAGUGGAUUUUAUUACAUAGAUCCAAAUCAGGGGAGCUCUGCAGAUGCUCUCCUGGUCUACUGCAACUUCUCAGCUUCAGGAGCAAAAACCUGCUUAUAUCCCAGAGAUUCACAGCUUCCACUGAGACCCUGGCUGAAUGGCUCUGGAACAAAUACUACGUUCUACUGGCUCAGUUCCCUUGAGAGAGGCAGCAGGUUUGAGUACCCAGGACUUACUGUGGUGCAGGUGCGUUUCCUGAGGUUACACAGCAACAUUGCAGAGCAGAGAGUGACCUUCUCAUGCUACCCUGGAUAUAGGCUGGGCCACACAGAGAGAGAUGUCAAAUUUCUUGCAGACACAAUGAGGCAAAGCUAUCUAGGGACAUUAAAUGAUUGUGUGCCUGCAAAAGAAGUUGAUUCAGGGCCAAGAGAGUCUGUGUUCCAGUUUGAAGACCUUGAACUGCUCCCACUGCGAGACAUAGCAGUCUAUGGAAACAACAGCGUCUCACAGGAGUUUGGGUUUACCAUGGGACCGGUCUGUUUCAGCUAG
Molecule: messenger RNA, 5589 nt
Organism: Chanos chanos (milkfish)
Lineage: Eukaryota; Metazoa; Chordata; Actinopteri; Gonorynchiformes; Chanidae
Product: collagen alpha-1(I) chain
Exons: 69
Coding region: 1-5589 (1862 amino acids)
Cellular component (GO): extracellular matrix
Molecular function (GO): extracellular matrix structural constituent
Source: RefSeq, a predicted model, not a curated record